AAUCGAUAGAUCGAUAGCGACUCCCUUAUAAACCUUUCCAGCGUCAGCCAGCACCGUUCUUUUUCGUAUUUGACAAAUUUGUGUGUGUAUGUAUGUAUGUAUGUGCUUGUGUUUUGUAUACACACGCAUGUACAUACAUACAUACAUGAAUGUAUAAACCCUCCAUAUAAAUAUAUCAGUCGCCUUCUCUUUCAGUUAUUAUAAACUUUUUUGUUUCGUUUCAAAGGUCUGGUCUGGUCUUUUCAAUUAUUAUACUAAGAAUGGAUUACGCUAUGACAAAUGGUGAUGGAGAGGGUGUGGCGAUUGUGGAGAACGCACAAACCAACGCCGUUUUGGGUUUUCACGCCAAAUCUCACCGCGACAAGCUCCUUAUCGACACUGACCCCGGCAUCGAUGAUGCCAUGGCAAUUUUCAUGGCGUUUCAAUCUCCGGAGUUGGAAAUAUUGGGCUUGACAACAGUAUUUGGUAAUACUUCUACAGAAGUUGCCACUCAAAAUGCUUUGCGUCUGUGUGAGAUCGCAGGCUGUUCAGGUAUUCCAGUGGCUGAGGGCAGUGCCGGGCCUCUAAAGGGAGGAAUACCGCAUGUUGCUGACUUUAUCCACGGUUCUGAUGGGUUGGGGAACACAGAUCUACCUCUUGCAAAAGCAAAGAAAUCUGAGAAGAGUGCUUCUGAAUUUUUAGUUGAAAAGGUCUCUGAAUAUCCUGGUGAAGUAUCUAUACUUGCACUUGGACCGCUGACCAACUUAGCUUUGGCAAUCAAAAGGGACUCUUCCUUUGCGAGAAAGGUAAAGAGACUGGUCAUACUCGGGGGUGCUUUCUUUGCAUUGGGAAACGUAAAUCCUGCUGCCGAAGCAAAUAUCUAUGGAGAUCCAGAAGCAGCUGAUGUUGUGUUCACCUCUGGGGCAAAUAUUGCUGUUGUUGGAAUAAACGUUACAACCCAAGUGAUGUUUACAGAUGAUGACCUUCUUGAAUUGAGGCAAUCCAAGGGCAAGCACAGUAAAAUCAUAAGUGAUAUGUGCAAAUUUUACAGAGAUUGGCAUGUGAAAUCUGAUGGUGUCCAUGGGGUUUUCCUCCAUGACCCUGUCAGUUUUGUAGCACUAGUCCGUCCUGAUCUAUUUACUUUCAAGAAGGGAGUUGUGAGGGUUGAGACGCAGGGUAUCUGUGCAGGCCACACGCUUUUGGACCAAGGGCUAAAAAAAUGGAAUUCAAGCAACCCAUGGACAGAAUGUUCUCCUGUUUCAGUUGCAUGGACUGUUAAUGUGAAGGGAGUGCUCGAUUAUAUCAGAAAAUUGUUGAUGAAACCAUGAAACCAUGGAAUAUGCACUCCACUUCCAGCAAGCUGUUAAAGAUUGAAAAUGAAGUUUGGUGUUCCAUUUAUUUCCUUUGAGAAUCAGUGCAUUCCUUCUUCUCUCUUUCUAAUGAGAGCCCAAUUUUUUGGUGUGAAGGGCGCUUAUUGAUCUCACAUUGGUGAACUCUUGAGCUAAUAUAUUUGAAUUUGUAAAAUACUUGACUAUGGUCAAUGAAAAUGUGAACAUGGAGUAGGUAAUUCCUAGUUCAUGAUGUAUCUCUCUUCAUAUAAUAAUGAUUUUUAAUUUUCUCA
Quercus robur (English oak) is the source of this 1600-nucleotide messenger RNA. RefSeq names its product uridine nucleosidase 1. The record is from RefSeq and is a predicted model, not a curated record. Lineage: Eukaryota; Viridiplantae; Streptophyta; Magnoliopsida; Fagales; Fagaceae. The transcript has 9 exons. The coding region runs from base 261 to 1307 and encodes 348 amino acids. Gene Ontology annotation, molecular function: purine nucleosidase activity. Gene Ontology annotation, cellular component: cytosol. Gene Ontology annotation, biological process: purine nucleoside catabolic process.